GCAAGUCAAAACGGUGACGUUGGCACUGGCUUUCUCUUUGCUGCGCAGCUCGCGGGGGGAGAAGCACGUGGGUUUGGUCCGUCCGCUCGAGCGAAUAAACAGCGUUUUGAAAAUGGUGAAACUGGCCAAGGCAAAUAAAAAGCAAGGAAAACCUAAAAAAGCUGCCCCUCCACCACCACCCGAAGAUUUUGAAGAGUCUGCUUCUGAGGAGGAAAGUGAAGAGGAGGAACUGCCAGCACCUCCUGUUAAAAAGGCUUCAACUCCAAAUGCUAAGACCCCACAGUCUGCCAACAAAAAAAAUGGUAAAGCUGUAAAAAAAGAGAGCAGUGAGGAGGAGGAGGAGGAGGAAGAAGAAGAGGAAGAGGAGGAGGAGGAUGAGGAGGAAGAUGACUCUGAGGAAGAAUCUGAAGAGGAGAAACCCAUUCCUAAGCGUGCACCUGCUGUGACUAAAAAAGGAAAGGAAGAACCUGAUGAUGCUGAGGAUGAUGAAGAUGAGGAUGAAUCUGAGGGGGAAGAGGCUAUGGAUACAGCACCACCACCCAAGGCAAAAAAAGCUGGCAUGGUAAAAGUUCAAGAAGAGGCUGAGGAUGAAGAUGAUGAGGAUGAUGAGGAGGAUGAUGAUGAUGAUGAUGAUGAAGAGGAGAGUGAAGAUGAGGAAGUUGAGAUAGUUGUGUCUAAGAAAGCCGGAAAGAGAAAGAAAGAGGAGCAGAAGGCAGUAACUCCAGCCAAGAAACAUAAGACAGAACAUGAUGCAUCCUUUUCACUCUUUGUUGGAAACUUGAACUCUGAAAAGAACUUCGAGGAACUAAAGAAAGCCCUGAAUGGCUUCUUCACCAAAAAGAAACUUGCAGUCACAGAUGUCCGAAUUGGAUCCAGCAAGAAAUUUGGUUAUGUAGACUUUGAAACCGAAGAACAACUGGAAAAAGCAUUGGAAUUCAAUGGAAACAAAGUGCUGGGACUUGCUGUCAAACUGGACAAAGCACGCAGUAAGGAAAGCAAUGCAGAUAGCAAAAGAGAAAGGGACUGCAGGACAUUGUUUGUCAAAAAUCUCCCAUUCAAGAUAACACAGGAUGGCCUCAAAGAAAUUUUUGAAGAUGCUAUUGACAUCAGAAUUCCUACUUCUCGUGACGGUUCAGGAACACGGGGCAUUGCGUAUAUUGAAUUUGAAAAUGAAGCAGCUGCAGAUACAGCAUUAGAACAGAAACAAGGCACUGAAGUUGAGGGCAGGGCCAUCGUUAUUGAUUUCACUGGGGAUAAGAGUAUGUUAAAUGUAAAGUCUGGACAACAAGUGCAACCAGAUUCUGAUACACUCAUUGUAAAUAACUUGGCAUAUUCUGCAACAGAAGAAACCCUUCAGAAUAUUUUUGAAAAAGCAUCAUUGAUCAAAAUACCAGAAAAGAAUGGCCGACCAAAAGGGUUUGCAUUUGUUAAAUUUGAAUCUAUUGAGGAUGCUAAAGAAGCUCUUGAGCAAUACAGCAAUACAGAAAUUGAAGGGAGAACAGUGAGGUUGGAUUUCAGCAACCAAGGCCACAGGAGUGGUGAUGGUCCCAGCAAAACAUUGUUUGUUCGUGGCCUUUCUGAUGACACAACUGAAGAAACUUUAAAAGAAGCCUUUGAGGGAGCUGAGAGUGCUAGAAUUGCGACAGACAGGGAAUCAGGAAGAUCAAAAGGUUUUGGAUUUGUGGACUUCCCAUCAGAAGAAGAUGCAAAAUUAGCUAAGGAAGCAAUGGAAGAUGGAGAAAUUGACGGAUGCAAAAUUACACUUGACUUUGCUCGACCAAAGGGGGAAAACCAGCGAGGCGGGCGAGGGGGUGGCUUCGGCGGAGGAUUUGGUGGAGGCUUUGGAAGAGGUAGAAGAGGUCGUGGUGGAUUUGGCGGCAGAGGUCGUGGUGGCCGAGGUGGUGGUGGUGGUCGGGGUGGAUUUGGAGGAUUCAGAGGUGGAAAGACAGGUCCUCAAGGAAAGAGAAUCAAAUUUGAUUAAAGAGGCCAAUAAGACUGCUUUACCUCCUUGUGUUCAGACAGAGCCUCUGAUUGCCUCACAGUUGGACAUUCCAGAAUUCUGCAUGGACUGGCUGGCUGUGCAACUUGGAGUGUGGUGGGAGCUCCCUAAGUUUCUGAAUGGACUUACAAUUAAGUAAAGAUUGAAAUUGUUGGUACACCUUUCGUGGAUUUUGUCAAAUUUAAGUAUUCUGUUUUACCAAUGUGUAAAUGUACUGCUCCCUAUGAUUUUUUUAGUUACAAUGUAAAUGCAAAAACGUUUUAGAAUGUUGUGCUUGGCAUACUAUCUGAUGGAUUAAAAGGACCUUAUUUCAUGUUUUGGGUAUUUAAUAGUGCGCAUCAAACUGGUUACUAAACUUGUUUACCAUACUGCAGCACUUCCUAAAAUACCUCACUUGAAGCAUCACUGAAGGCUUGUUGAAAUUGGGCUUUUAUUUUCCAUUUUCAUACUAUGAAUAGCAAUACUGUUGUGACAUUGGCUUUACUUUGCAAAUUGAAUUUUAGACAUUUUGUACAUUGCAAUUACAUGACAUUUAAAUUGGAAAUGCCAGCUGGCCUAUUUCUCCUCCACUCAUGACUGUAUACAUAGUUAGCACCACAAUGUUGUAGGUCAGUUGAAAUUUGUCCAGAUAUGUACUCUAUCAUGUUUUUAUGGGCUAGAUGAAGCCAUUGUUUUUUAUAAACAAUAUAAUGCAAACCUA
Messenger RNA from Carcharodon carcharias (great white shark), 2699 nucleotides. RefSeq names its product nucleolin (gene nucleolin). The record is from RefSeq and is a predicted model, not a curated record. Gene Ontology annotation, molecular function: RNA binding. The coding region runs from base 113 to 1981 and encodes 622 amino acids. The transcript is spliced from 15 exons. NCBI's taxonomy places the organism in Eukaryota, Metazoa, Chordata, Chondrichthyes, Lamniformes, Lamnidae.